GGGCGGUGGGUGGGUAAGUGCCGCCGCCGCCGCUUGCUUCAGCCCGGGUGGCUGGCAGGUGAGCUGCGGCAACCACCGAGGUGAGCCGCGGCGAUCGCUCCCCUGGAAACCCAGCGAAAGGCUUUGCGGAGCGGACCGUCUGGCUGGGAAAAGUUCUUUCCAGAAAUCCAUGUGGCCAAGAUCUCCACCUUGGAUUCUUCAUAAGAACUUUUCAGUCCUGAUGGCUUAUACUACCAUCUAAUAACCUAAAAAGCCAGGAUUCGACUAUGGGUGAUUCUACAGCUGAGAUUGUUGGCCAAGCCACAGACAUGGAUUGCAAAGAGGCUCAGAUGGAGCUUGCCGAGAGAGUAGCUGCCAUCAGUGUAACUGUUGGUCCCAAUGGAAUUAAACCAAACUGUCAGGAAGCAAUAGAAGAAAGUGUUAUUCUGUUAUCUAAUUGCACAACUGAAAACAACCAGAGGAAUGGGGUCAGUGUUGAUUCAGGCACCUCCGAAGAACUGGAUGGCACCAAUGAGUUGCAUGAACCAAAGAAGAUCUCCAAAAGGCCCAUUUUGACUGGCAGGAAGUAUUCCCUUCAAGAAAAGACUACUGGGAAUUACUUGAGUUCCUCUGACCUUCCGGACUUUGGUCCAUAUGCCACAGGACCCUCCACGCAUAUUUCACCACGAACAGGGAGGAGGCCGACAAUAGAGUCCCACCGAGUCUCCAUCUCGGAUGCUGCGGAUUGUGUGCAGCUGAAUCAAUACAAACUGAAAAGUGAAAUAGGAAAGGGUUCUUAUGGAGUUGUGAAGCUGGCCUACAAUGAAAAUGAUGAUCAAUAUUAUGCCAUGAAAGUCCUCUCAAAGAAGAAGUUGUUAAAACAGUAUGGAUUUCCACGCCGGCCUCCACCUCGGGGAUCAAAAACCACUGCAAGUGGACAGAUGAAGCCAAUGGCCCCUCUAGAUCGGAUAUAUCAAGAAAUAGCAAUUUUGAAGAAGUUGGACCAUAUCAACAUUGUCAAGCUGAUUGAGGUACUGGAUGAUCCUGCAGAGGACAACCUGUACAUGGCAUUCGAUCUCCUCCCAAAGGGCCCUGCAGUAGUCGUUCCAUCAGACCCAUUUGGGGACAAGGUUUCCCAAGUUACAAUAUAUGAAAUGAACAUUAUUUGGGGGGUGAGUUACUUGCAUUAUCAGAAGAUCAUUCACCGAGACAUCAAACCAUCAAACUUGCUCUUGGGGGAUGAUGGACAUGUCAAAAUUGCUGAUUUUGGAGUGAGCAAUCAGUUUGAAGGCAGUGAUGCCCAGCUCUCCAGCACUGCUGGGACCCCAGCCUUCAUGGCCCCUGAAACUAUUUCAGAUUCUGGAAAGAGCUUCAGCGGAAAGGCUCUAGAUGUCUGGGCAAUGGGCAUCACUCUCUUUUGUUUUGUAUAUGGGAAGUGUCCUUUCAUUGAUGAAUUCAUCCUGGCGCUUCACAACAAGAUCAAAAACAAGCCUGUGGAAUUUCCAGAAGAGAUCAAGAUCAGUGAGGAACUAAAGGAUCUGAUCCUGAAGAUGCUGGAAAAGAACCCUGAAUUGAGGAUAACUGUUCCUGAAAUUAAAGAACAUCCAUGGGUCACAAAAUACGGCAAGUACCCUCUUCCUUUAGAGGAGGACCAUUGCACCAUAAUAGAAGUAACUGAAGAGGAAGUGAAGAACUCAGUCAAGACAAUUCCUAGUUUACCUGCUGUGAUUUUAGUGAAGGCCAUGCUGAGGAAACGGUCAUUUGCCAACCCGUAUGAGACCCAAACGAGGCGAGAGGAACGAUCUAUGUCAGCUCCAGGGGAUUUACUAAUGCACGGUUUUCAGUUAAGCCCCUCUGUGUAUUUGCAUCCAGCUUUAAGAAACCAAGGAAGCCGGGAAGGGCUUAAAGACCCAGAACUGCCUGAUGUGAAUGAAGAUGAGACAACUUCUUGAAACCCCUCCAAUCACACCGACUGAUCAUCCAGCUAGAGCUGCUGCUGUAACUAUUGUAAUCGGUGGUGUUGUCUUGCACGCCAUGCUGUUCUCAUCAACCGGGGUUUGUGAUCUGUGGGAGAGAAAGAAGACAUAAGUACAACGCUAAGAACUAAAGCAGCAAACCCCAACCCAAGAAACGGUACACCGAAUAGCUAAUUCUUCAUACAACCUGCUGCCUGCAUUUUUUCCCCCCACGAUAUAAGACAUUUUGAUGUUGUAAAACUUGAUAUGUGCCUCUUCCAGCUGUAUUUCAAUGUUGUGGUAAUGUGUUUGGUCAAUUUUGCUGAAUGUUCCUUUGCUAGGAACUGCUCAGUUAAAAGUUCUAUUCCAGCUCUUAAUUUAGGCAUGAGCUAUUAAGCAAUGGCAAGCCCAGGUUGUUAUUCCACACAUUAGAAACCUUUUCACCUCUCUGUAACUGCUGUCUCAAGGAAGGAUGCCGUAACUUUGGCUUGUUUUGAAAUACAACACAACAAUACAGUAGCCCUGCGGUAAGUAUUCAACUCAUUUUGCUUCGGCAUGUUUCUUAAGUUAUGCAUGGCUGUAUACGUUGGAACAUGCCCAGUGAGGUUGCUAAAAACUAGAAAGGCUUUUGGAUUUCUCCUCCUUUAGGUAUUUCCCCCAAUUCUGAAUUGUCUGUUCAUUUCCAGAAAGACAUUCAAAUUAAGAGAGCUAAGAUGACAGUUUCCCCUGGUCUUCCUUCCUUUUUGCACAUGGAAAAGGGCUAAAGCUCAGUGGGAGGGUAUAGUUUUCUGCAUGCUUUUGGAUCCAAUUCCUGGAUCCAUCUUCUUAUGGGACUGAGAAGGCCUCUUCAGUGAGAUGAUGAAUGCUGCUGCUGGCCAGAACUGACAGUGCUCUGCCAGAUGAUUCAUGGUUGGACUCAUAAGUCCAUAAGUUAGACUCAUAUGUUCCUUUUGAAUGAUAUCCAAAAAACCAAAUCUGACAUUAUGUAAGUAGUGGCUAUGCCGUGUGAGAAUUCUGCUCCUAGACGACAGAUUCCAUAUUCUCAUAGAAUUGGGUAUGUUUGGAUUAUUGAGCUAACUUAUUUCUGCGGCAGCCACUGUAAAGGAAAAGUUGCAAAAUUUCAAUUUUCAGGUAUGAGAUAACUUGGAGCUCUGGGGAUUGAGGAAAACAACAUUGUUUUUCCCAUUUAUUCCUGAUUCUUCUUACCGCCCUCCAUCUGAACUCAAAGCUCUUAUGAUAGAUUUCACUGGCUGUCCUGUCAGUAAACUUCACCUUCAUCUUUCUAGUCUAAAUAUUUAGAAGACAUUGCAGAGGAAAAAUGGUACAUGGGCCAUAAGUUUAUUUUGUGGAAUUGUUUAUCAGCAUACAGGAGCCUCAUUGUAACAUCAUACAAAAAGAAUUUUGAUUCAGUCAUCCACGUAAUCAGGAUCAAAAUUAAUGGGAUGUAGAUGAGUACAUCUGUUCUAGUGGCAUAAUUAAUUGUAGAAAUGUUCAUUAAACCAGAUUCGUUCAUUCCUGUAGAUUGAAAUAAACACACAGGAUAUACAGUACAUAUAACAGGCCAUUGCAAAGUGUCAAAUUUAAUAACUGGAAUGCAUUUCUCAAAAGUUUGCCUACAGCUAUGAAUCUCAAGGUAGAAAACAUUUCCAAGGCCAUUUUCAUGUCAGAGGGCCUGUUCUUUCAGCAGAUAGUUGCCUUCCUGCCUUGAUUUGUAUAGUCUCAAAGAAUCUGUCACUGGUUUUAGAUUGAUCUGCCAAUAGACACAAUGAGAGCCAAAUGUGGAAAAGGAUAACACUUCCCACAUCCAGGUUACAUUUACAGUAUGUUCCCAUCAGAAUUUUUUUUCAGAAUAAUAGAGUUGGAAGGGACCUUGGAGCUCUUCUAGUCCAACCCCCUGCUCAGGCAGGAAACCGUACACCAUUUCAGACAAAUGGUUGUCCAAUCGUUGUUCCUCCAACAAUUUUAGUCCGUCACUUGAUUAAGAGCAGACUUCUGCAUUCUGCAUUGUGAGUCUAUAAAGAUACUUAUUCAGAAUCAGACGCAUUAGGACUUUAAAGUAUCCAGGGAAAUAAGUGGUGAGGAAUUUCAUCUCUACCUGUUAUCAGGAUGUUGUACCUGGGUUCUACCAAAGGGAUGAGCAACCUGCACUGGUGUUUAAGUUCUCAUUUUCACCAGAAUAAUCUGGGCUGGAUUCAUACCAAGUUGACUGAGACUAAAGAGGUUGGGAUAGAACUAAAAAUGAUGAUGCCACUAAUUCUUUCACUUUUUCACAUCUCCAACCCCCCACCCCCCAAUCUCUUGUUUUACACCCAAUUUUCUCACUCUUCCUCCUUAUAUUGAAAUGGGGAGGAAUUUAUUACCCUAACCAGCAUCCAAGCUGACUGUUUACAAAGAGAAUUUGAACUUCUAAACAAGGGCUUUAUGAAAUUAUGACAAAGACUACAUGUGACAUAAGGGCUAUUGGUUGCCCAGACUAUUUUACUAAGUCUGGAAUUGUUUUCUCAGAUGUGUUUAACCUGGUAACCAAGUUAAUCCAUUUUGAGGUUUGCACAGCUCAUGAAUUAUGAACUAACAGAACAGACUGGGUUCUAUUAAAAAAAUAAACAAACCUCAGCAUAUUGUGUGAAUGCACCAUUAGGUUUAAUUAACUAGGUUACAUGUACAUGUGAACACAGCUCAGCAUUUUUUGUUAUGUACAAAGCAAAAAACAUUGAAGACCUUCCAAACCAGUUAAAUUGCUUCUUUAUAAUUCUGCCAAUCUAAUCUCUCUCUGAGAUUUACACUCAACAUAUCACAGCUUUUAUAAUGAUAAACUUAAAGCUUGGAUAUAUUUAGAAUUGGCCUCCAAAUGUAAGAAAAUAAUGGCAGGGACUUACAAAAAGGAGAGCAGAUUCUGACCUGUUUCUGGGGCAUGUGCUUCAAUGUGUAGAAAUCCAGGUCAUUUUGAGAUAAUCCUAUUUUUAUAUGUAUGACUGAUGCUUAAAUUAAGGCAUGGAAAGAUGGCCUUUCAUUUAUAAGUCCGUCUCUUAUUCUCAUCAGCAAAUUCAGAAUUUUUUUUCAUUAUGUUUAAUAUUUUAAGGCAUUAUGAUAGGCAUUUGGGUCUGUGUACUUAGAUAAGAAAAGCAUGACAAAAUUUGGAGAUGUUCAAAAACCAAGUCUUUCUAUAGUCCCACUUAUUUGUCUAGCAACUAUGGUUAAUUUGGUAAGAAUUUGUAAUUUCAAAAUGAUGUCUUCGGGUAUUCCUGUAAAAAAAAAAUCACAUGUUCCCAAAAUGUAUUCCAUUAUUAUGUAAAUUUUAUGAAGCAGUCGCUGUCCUUUCCCUUCCCCUCCCACAUUAAAGUUGAUUUUAACAGUUAUUCAAAUACAUAGCAAAUCAU
Ahaetulla prasina is the source of this 5311-nucleotide messenger RNA. RefSeq names its product calcium/calmodulin dependent protein kinase kinase 1 (gene CAMKK1). Bases 267 to 1931 code for a protein of 554 amino acids. Lineage: Eukaryota; Metazoa; Chordata; Lepidosauria; Squamata; Colubridae. The record is from RefSeq and is a predicted model, not a curated record. Gene Ontology annotation, molecular function: protein kinase activity; ATP binding. The transcript is spliced from 19 exons. Gene Ontology annotation, biological process: activation of protein kinase activity; CAMKK-AMPK signaling cascade; protein phosphorylation.